AUGGCCGCCCAACUCUCCAACGGGGCGUCCAACUCGACAACACCCAAGCCCGCAUCCGCCGGGCACGGCCUCCCGAUAGCAGAACUCCCCAAGACAUGGACAUAUACUUCCUCCCUCCCGCCCGAUUCCCUCUUCCCGACCCCGGCCGACUCCCACAAGACCCCGCGCGACCAGAUCGCCCCGCGCGGUGUUCGCAACGCCGCCUUCACAUGGGUCCGCCCCGAGACCGCCGAGGACCCGGAGCUCCUCGCCGUAAGUCCCGCCGCGAUGCGAGAUAUCGGUAUUAAGGAAGGCGACGAGGAGACGGAGGAGUUCCGCCAGACCGUCGCCGGAAACAGGCUACACGGCUGGGACGAGGAGAAGCUCGAGGGCGGAUACCCCUGGGCGCAGUGCUACGGCGGGUUCCAGUUCGGCCAGUGGGCCGGCCAGCUCGGCGACGGCCGCGCCAUCUCGCUGUUCGAGACGCGGAACCCCGAGACAAAGGUGCGGUACGAGCUGCAGCUGAAGGGCGCCGGCAUCACGCCGUACUCGCGGUUCGCGGACGGGAAGGCGGUUCUGCGGUCGAGUAUCCGCGAGUUUGUGGUUUCCGAGGCGCUGCAUGCGCUCGGGAUCCCCAGCACGCGCGCGCUGGCCUUGACGCUCUUGCCAAAGACCAAGGUCAGGCGCGAGACCGUCGAGCCGGGUGCGAUCGUCUUGCGCUUCGCGCAGUCGUGGAUCCGUCUCGGAAACUUCGACCUCCAGCGUGCAAGGGGCGACCGCGCCAUGAUCCGCACCCUAGCGACGUACGUUGCCGAAGACGUCCUCGGCGGCUGGGAAGCCUUGCCCGCGCGCCUCGAAAACCCCGACAAGCCUGGCGAGGGCCUCGAACCCGCUCGUGGCGUCCCGGCGACGGAAAUCCAGGGGCCUGAAGAGUCGGCCGAGAACCGCUUCACCCGGCUGUUUCGCGAGGUCGCCCGCCGCAACGCCCUGACGGUCGCAAAGUGGCAGGCCUACGGCUUCAUGAACGGCGUGCUUAACACGGACAACACCUCCAUCAUGGGCCUGAGCAUCGACUUUGGCCCCUUUGCCUUCAUGGACAACUUCGACCCGGCCUACACCCCCAACCACGACGACCACCUGCUGCGGUACAGCUACCGCAACCAGCCGACCAUCAUAUGGUGGAACCUGGUGCGCUUCGGCGAGGCGCUGGGCGAGCUGCUCGGCGCCGGUGCCGGCGUGGACGAGGACACGUUUGUCAACGACGGCGUGGAGGAGAGCCAGUCUGAGGCCCUCGUGGCCAGGGCCGAGAAGAUCAUCAUGCAGGUCGGCGAGGAGUACAAGGCGCUCUUCAUGGCGGAGUACAAGCGCCUCAUGACGCAGCGCCUGGGGCUGAAGAACUUCAAGGAGAGCGACUUUGACGAGCUGUUCAGCAACCUGCUGGACACGAUGGAGACGCACGAGCUGGACUUCAACCACUUCUUCCGGCGCCUCAGCUCCGUCAAGCUGUCCGAGAUCGCGGACGAGGAGUCUCGCCGCGAGGUGGCAGCGCGCUUCUUCCACGCCGAGGGCGUCGCGGGCGGCGAGGACAAGGGCCGCGCAGAUAUCGGCGCGUGGCUGGGCAAGUGGAGCGCACGCGUCGUCGAGGACUGGGGCGAGGACGCCGCCCAGGAUGCCGAGAGGGAGAAGGCGAUGAAGGCGGUCAACCCCAACUUUGUGCCGCGCGGGUGGGUGCUUGAUGAGAUCAUCAAGCGGGUAGAAAAGGAUGGCGAGAGAGAUGUGUUGAGGCGAGUUAUGCAGAUGGCGUUGCAUCCCUUCGAAGACAGCUGGGAUGGUAAGGAGAUCGAGGGGCGGGAGUACAAGGGGGAUAAGGAGGAGGAGGAGAGGUGGGUUGGGGAUGUACCCAAGUUCAAGAGGGCUAUCCAGUGCAGCUGUAGCUCUUAG
Colletotrichum spaethianum is the source of this 1920-nucleotide messenger RNA. Its product is annotated as UPF0098 protein. Lineage: Eukaryota; Fungi; Ascomycota; Sordariomycetes; Glomerellales; Glomerellaceae. The record is from RefSeq and is a predicted model, not a curated record. The transcript has a single exon. Bases 1 to 1920 code for a protein of 639 amino acids.